CGCUUUCUUGAAGUUUGCCUGCACUCCGGGUGGAAUUGGACAACUAGCUGUCAGUGUGUAUAGUAUUGCGACAUUGAAGUAGGCCAACGGUACUGUAGUUCCGAUUGUUAGAAAUACAGUUUGGUUAAAAGUUCUCGAUUGUCCUGUACAAUAAGACAUUUCGUUCUGGUGGUUUAAGGCUGGUGUCUGGCUACGAUUUGACGGGAUCAUUUUUCUGACACACUUUCUCGUGGACAGCGGGGGUUGUGGAGGCAGCCGGCAGCAUGGCCCAGUGGAACCAGUUGCAGCAGCUGGAGACCAGGUACCUGGAGCAGCUGUACCACCUGUACAGCGACAGCUUCCCCAUGGAGCUCCGGCAGUUCCUCGCCCCCUGGAUCGAAAGCCAGGAUUGGGCGUACGCAGCGAACAAGGAGUCCCACGCCACGCUGGUGUUCCACAACCUGCUGGGGGAGAUUGACCAGCAGUACAGCCGCUUCCUGCAGGAGAACAAYGUGCUYUACCAGCACAACCUGCGRCGCAUUAAGCAGCACCUGCAGUCCAAGUACCUGGAGAAACCUAUGGAGAUCGCCCGCAUUGUGGCCCGCUGCCUCUGGGAAGAGCAGAGGCUGCUGCAGACCGCCACCACCGCCGCACAGGACGGAACGACGUCUCACCCGUCUGGCACUGUGGUGACGGAGAAACAACAGAUCCUGGAGCACAACCUGCAGGACAUCAGGAAGAGGGUGCAGGAUAUGGAACAAAAGAUGAAGAUGCUUGAGAAUCUCCAGGAUGAUUUUGACUUCAACUACAAGACCCUUAAAAGUCAGGGUGAGUUGUCCCAGGACAUGAAUGGGAACAGCCAGGCAGCAGCCACCAGGCAGAAGAUGUCUCAGCUGGAACAGAUGCUGAGUGCUCUGGACCAGCUCAGGAGGCAAAUUGUGACUGAAAUGGCAGGGCUGCUGUCAGCCAUGGACUUUGUCCAGAAGAACCUGACCGAUGACGAGCUGGCUGACUGGAAGAGGAGGCAGCAGAUUGCCUGCAUCGGAGGACCACCCAACAUUUGCCUGGACCGCUUGGAGACAUGGAUUACUUCCCUGGCUGAGUCUCAGCUGCAGAUCCGCCAGCAGAUCAAGAAGCUGGAGGAGCUCCAGCAGAAGGUGUCCUAUAAGGGAGACCCCAUCAUCCAGCACCGGCCCGCUCUGGAGGAGAAGAUAGUGGACUUGUUCAGRACCCUCAUGAAGAGUGCGUUCGUGGUGGAAAGGCAGCCUUGUAUGCCCAUGCAUCCAGACAGACCACUGGUCAUCAAGACAGGUGUGCAGUUCACCAACAAAGUCAGCAUUGCGCAAAAUGAUAUGCAGAAUCAUCUGGAUAUGUGUGCAUCAAAAGUUAAACAUUCACCUUCUGCUACCAUUUCUGUCAAGCCAUCGACGCAUACAGUUUGAUGCAUAUGUUAGAUAAAGGCAAAUGUAGCGUUCCAUUGGAAAGGAAUGUACUUUAGGUGUACCAAAAUGCAAUGACGCUAUCGGUGUGAUCGAGGCGUUGGUGUCAAUGUUUCGAAAAGCCACGUCUCAGUCCCUGUGGGUGUUUCACAAAGUACCUUAUUUAAAUUGUAGAUUUUUUUUUAUACAAAAGUAUAUAUUUUUUCCCUUGACYUUCUUUUAAAAUGGUUUUGAUCUCAACCUUCAUUUAUGAACCAGCGCUUUUGUUUUUAUAAGAAUGUCUAAAGAGGAAGAUUGCUGUCUAGCUUUUCAAAGAUAAGUUAUUUGUUAGCUUCAUAGUUCUCAAUUACCUAUUAUAUGAUAACCUUUUUGGUAGUCUGUCUGUCUGUGUCCCAUGUCAUUCUCUAUUGAAGGGGACACCUGUAUCUUUAUUUUUAUUUGAUUUAGAAAUAUCCUGGUCCAUUCUUUCCGAUUUGUAUCUUAUUCCUUAUUACAAAAAACCUGCAUCUAGAAUCUCACUAACACGAGUCAGUAAUAUGUGUUUGUAAAAAACCAAGGAGAUGAGAACCAAGGUGACUAGUGAAUUUGUUAAUUGAACAUUCAUUCAUAUAGGUAGUUUAUGUGAAUGGCGCUUGUUUUUGUUUUAGGUGUCUGAAAUGGCAUUGAUAAUGGCAGGAUAUUUCUCUGACCUUCUCUCCUGUCUCAGCCUGGGCUCAGCCMUGCUCUCAGCUGGCAGGCAGCAUGUCUCAGUUGAAGGGAAGAUACUGAUUUCUUCCCUGGAUUGUAAGAGCACGUUGACGUUUGUCAUGAAUCUUGCYCUGAGCAAUUUCCACUAGCUGGACCAGCUGCAAAUUCAAAAUUGGCGACGUAAAAAUGUAUGAAAAGAAAAAUUACCUUUUUUUCCUUAAUUUAAGGUUGGGGUUAUCAGUGUGGGUUAGGGUUGGGAUUAAAAUCUGAUUUUAUGACUGUGGCUGUGCCAGCUUGUGACCACUGCAGAGCUCCCUCCAGGACAAGAUUGAUGACAAUGAAUGCAAACCUGUUAUUGUAGAUAGAAAUGUACAUUAUUCUUUGGUGUUUUGAAUUCAUACAUACCCCCUUGUCCUUCAUAGUUUGUCAUAAUGAGAAUACCAUUUGUUGUUUUCAUUAAACCAUAACAAUAGAGAUGAUCAUUGCCGCAGUACUGCACUAGUCUUUKCCUAAAUGGUUUAUGUAGUGCCUUUCUCAUACCGUAUGAAUGAUUUAUUUUAAGCUAACACUUCUUGUAUGUGUUGACCUUGUUUUUUUUGUAAUUUGCAUAAUGUUAGUAUCAGUUUCAAGUGAUAUUUCACUAUUCUGUUUGACUAUAUGCGCAUGAUGUGAUGCCACAUCACACACACACAACACCACACUUGUCCAUCACUUCCUGACUUAAGUGCUCAGUUGAAUCGGUAAUUGAGUUCACUCUGUAGAUGUUAUUUGAAAAAAGAUAUCUGUAAAUUAUGCUGUAAUUAAUCUUCUAUUUGUUUAAAAAUCAUAAAAACWAAAAAAUGUAUAUCU
This is a messenger RNA of Salvelinus sp. IW2-2015, 2954 nucleotides long. Its product is annotated as signal transducer and activator of transcription 3. Gene Ontology annotation, biological process: response to peptide hormone; regulation of transcription by RNA polymerase II; regulation of cell population proliferation. Lineage: Eukaryota; Metazoa; Chordata; Actinopteri; Salmoniformes; Salmonidae. Gene Ontology annotation, molecular function: RNA polymerase II cis-regulatory region sequence-specific DNA binding; DNA-binding transcription factor activity, RNA polymerase II-specific. The record is from RefSeq and is a predicted model, not a curated record.